Paramuricea clavata is the source of this 339-nucleotide messenger RNA. The record is from the annotation of a GenBank genome assembly. Lineage: Eukaryota; Metazoa; Cnidaria; Anthozoa; Malacalcyonacea; Plexauridae.
AUGGCACUUAGGCAACUGACAGGAUCAGCCUCAGUUAUACCUUUAUUAAGUGGCUUGGGACAUUGCAUGUCUUACUCAUUCGUAUUAGCUCAUGAAACAGCACUAGCACAGUUGAAUAUAUCUACGGACUCUACUGUUCUUCCCGGUUUUAUUGGUAAUGUACCAACUACACUUGCAUGGAAUGAUGACUUCUCAGAAGAAACUAGAUCUGGAAAGGGAACAACUCAUAUAACUGGAGGAAUUAUCAUUCAGAGGGAUGCUGCUGUAUCUUAUGAGUCGGAGAGAAGAGAGAUUAUUUCCCGAAGGAAUUCAGUAGUAGCACCAUCAAAAGAUAUUUAA